Drosophila innubila is the source of this 1967-nucleotide messenger RNA. It is a transcript of the gene Rim2, whose product is annotated as mitochondrial carrier protein Rim2. Gene Ontology annotation, molecular function: pyrimidine nucleotide transmembrane transporter activity. Lineage: Eukaryota; Metazoa; Arthropoda; Insecta; Diptera; Drosophilidae. Gene Ontology annotation, cellular component: mitochondrion; mitochondrial membrane. The transcript is spliced from 9 exons. The record is from RefSeq and is a predicted model, not a curated record. Gene Ontology annotation, biological process: mitochondrial transport; pyrimidine nucleotide import into mitochondrion. Bases 573 to 1667 code for a protein of 364 amino acids.
UAAGCUUCAGUCUACUUUGUGAAACCAAAUGGAACGGACGUGAUUUCGCUGUGAUUUCUGAAUUCGCCGAAAGAAGCACAAAAAUAUUUAUCAAGUUUUCGUAAAGCGUAAAAAUUAAUUAAAACAAGCAUAAAUAAAACGAUCAAGUGAAUUUUUCUUCAAUACAGAACUAACGGCCAGAAAGCGCAGUGCACAGUUUUAUUUUACUUUAGUGUUUGAUAAGAAAUCUGAGAAAUUUGUUAAAACAGUUGCAUAACCCGUGACCAUUGUAAGCGCCAAAAUAAGAACACUCGAAGGCAAGAACAAUAACAACAACAGCAACAAUAUCAUUUGUACAUACAUAACUUGCUUAUGCAAAAAGAAAACGAAGAAGAGCGAAAAUAAAAAUUCCAUUGCGGUGUAGCGGCCGUUGCCGCCGGGAAUAGAGCCGCUGCCCCGCCGGCCCACAAACAGAUGCGCCAGUAAUUCGUAUAAAAACAAAAUCAAGUACGCGUUAAUAAUCCAAUCAUUAAAACUUGCCGUGUGUUAGCUGAAUUGCAUCCAAAAGAAAAGAAAAUAGGAGCAACCUGAUUAUGUCCCAAAAUCGGGAUACUUUGAUACAUUUGAUAGCCGGCGGAUCGGCAGGCACAGUUGGUGCGGUGGUAACAUGUCCCCUGGAGGUGGUCAAGACCCGUUUACAGAGCUCAACGGCUUUUCUGGCGCCGUCAACGCGAAUUGUUGAACCCGCUGGCGGACCGGCGAAUGGCGGCGCCUCCGAGCUGCUGCGGCCGGAACAACGACGUAAGCUAAGCACAACGAUAUUACGUAACAGAUCACAGCCACAGGUGAUUGGGGGUGUGCGUAGGAUUAUGGCCAUUUCCCAUUGCGGCAUCUCGUCGACCACCCCAAAAUCCAUGAGCAUUAUUCAAUGUCUGCGACACAUUGUCCAAAAUGAAGGGCCUCGCGCGCUGUUCAAGGGAUUGGGUCCGAAUCUUGUGGGUGUGGCGCCCUCACGUGCCAUUUACUUCUGCGCCUACUCGCAAACAAAAACCACACUCAACAGUUUGGGGUUCGUUGAGCGCGAUUCGCCGCUGGUGCACAUCAUGAGUGCUGCAAGUGCAGGAUUUGUGUCGUCCACAGUGACGAAUCCCAUUUGGUUUGUCAAGACUCGCCUGCAACUGGACUACAACUCCAAGGUACAGAUGACGGUGAGACAGUGCAUUAAGCGGGUCUACGCCCAGGGCGGCAUUGCGGCAUUCUAUAAGGGAAUCACUGCUAGUUAUUUUGGCAUCUGCGAGACAAUGGUACACUUUGUCAUUUACGAGUUUAUCAAAUCAAAACUGUUGGAGCAGCGUAACCAACGCAAUACAGACACAAAGAGUUCGCGGGAUUUCCUAGAAUUUAUGAUUGCUGGCGCUGUUUCCAAGACAAUUGCCUCCUGCAUUGCGUAUCCACAUGAGGUGGCACGAACGCGACUGCGUGAGGAGGGCAACAAAUACAACUCGUUCUGGCAAACGCUGCAUACCGUGUGGAAGGAGGAAGGACGCGCUGGACUAUACAGAGGCCUUGCUACUCAACUGGUGCGGCAGAUACCCAACACGGCAAUUAUGAUGGCCACCUAUGAAGCGGUGGUUUAUGUGUUAACGCGGCGCUUCAACAAUAAGUCGAAUGAGUUUUACGAUUUUUGAAAAAAUGAAAACCAAAUGACACGCCUAUUUAAUCCCGCCCCGCAUCGGACUAGCUAACAGCGAGGAACCCAAUCUGUGCAUAUAUAGACGCGACUGCUGCAACUUAUUGUAAUUGUUAUAAGUAAAAAUAUUAAUCUUAAUGUGGUUUUCUAGACGAUUUAACCAACGAGCGCAAAUUUCUUUAAUUAGCUGAUAAGGCAACGAACUCGAGAGACUUGAGACGUUAAACGUUGAACGCACGAAUUAUGUUCUAUGUUCUAAAUUGCAACAGCAAAGGUGUAGUUAUUAUUUUUGUCACGA